AUGGUAGUAGCUGGCAUAGGAUGUUCUGGUUCUAUACCUAAUGUGCUUGAUCAUCUAUAUGGAGUUUUCGUCGACAAUAAACUUAACUUGUACGUAGCUGAUACUGGUAAUAACAGAACUCAACUUUUUACGCCAGGUAGAAAGAAUAUGAAAACAAUAGCCAAUUUCGCAGCAAAGAUCCGUUUCAUACUCAAUACAUCAACAGAUAUUGCACUUGAUGCGGACGGUUAUCUAUAUAUUGUCGAAAGUCAAAGUCAUCAAAUCAUUCGACAAUUCCCAAUGGAAUCGAAUGUUCGGUUGGAUGUUCUGUUUUGUUUCAUUCCAGUACCACUACGUGCAAGUAUGCUUGAUAUUCAUCCAAAUGCAACAUGGGCAAAGAAUGGUAUCACUGUUGCUGGAGAAAACGGGCAAGGCAGUGGAACCAAUCAAGUCAAUAAUCUAUGGGGUUUGUAUGUCGAAGAUGAUCAAACAAUAUAUGUCACUGAUCGGAACAACUGUCGUAUUGUCGAAUGGAAACCUGGUGCAACGAAUGGUACAGAGGCCGCUGGUGGAAAUGAACCUGGAAAUGGAGCUCAUCAAUUGAAUGAGCCAUAUGAUGUGUUUAUUAUUAAUAGAGAGAGCAAUAAUCUCAUCAUCUCUGAUUUCGAAAAUAGAAGAGUAGUUCGAUGGCCUUGUCACAAUGAGACAAUGAAACGAUAUAAAAUUGACGACAUACAAGGAACAGUAGUUGCAGAUGAAAAUGGAAUAGGAAAUCGUCUUGAUCAACUCAAUUAUCCCAGCUUCGUAUUUAUCGAUCGAGAUCAUUCAGCUUAUGUAUCUGAUAAUGGAAAUCAUCGUGUAAUGAAAUAUGCACGAGGUGCAAAACAAGACUUUGUCGUAGCUGGUGGUCAGAGAAAAAGAAAUAGUUUUAGUCAAUUAAGUGAACGUGUAAGAGUCGUUGUCGAUCAAUUGGGUACUGUUUAUGUGACUGAGCGUUUGAAUCAUCGAAUUAUACGUUGGCCAAAAGGCGCAACACAAGGAAGUGUCAUUAUUGAUGGAAAUGAUCAAGGAGCACAGUCGAAUCAACUCGAUAAUCCCGUAAGUUUAUCAUUCGAUCGACAUGAUAAUCUCUAUGUCGUUGAUAACUGUAAUCAUCGAGUACAAAAAUUUAUUAUUAAAUAA
Molecule: messenger RNA, 1161 nt
Organism: Rotaria sp. Silwood2
Lineage: Eukaryota; Metazoa; Rotifera; Eurotatoria; Philodinida; Philodinidae
Source: the annotation of a GenBank genome assembly